GUGAUCCAAUUGACCAAUCGUGUUGUUUAUUUUCUGCAGCGUACCCUGCGCACUGAAGAUGCGCAUAAGCAAUGCAACUACACAAAAUGCCGUCUGAGUCGAAACCUUUGUUGACAGCUCAAACUGAGAAGCCAAAUCAUUAUUCGUACUUGAAGGAAUUCCGUGUGGAGCAAUGUCCCUUGUUUCUACAACACAAAUGCACUCAGCACAGACCUUUCACUUGCUUUCACUGGCAUUUUAUGAAUCAACGUCGUCGACGUCCUGUGAGAAAAAGAGAUGGAUCAUUUAAUUACAGUGCUGAUAAUUAUUGCACAAAGUAUGAUGAAACUACAGGAUUAUGUCCGGAAGGAGAUGAAUGCACUUUUCUACAUAGAACUGCUGGUGAUACUGAAAGAAGGUAUCACUUGAGAUAUUACAAGACUUGUAUGUGUGUUCACGACACCGAUUCCAGAGGAUUUUGCGCUAAAAAUGGCCCUCAUUGUGCAUUUGCUCAUGGAAAUCAUGAUUUGAGACCACCAGUCUAUGAUAUCAAAGAGAUUCAAGCAUUAGAAAAUCCAGAUGGGGAUGCUAAUGCGUCAUGUAAUGGGCCAAAUGUUUUAGAUAAAGAAAGGAAUUUAAUGAAUGAAGAUCCAAAGUGGCAAGAUACUAACUAUGUGUUAUCAAGUUAUAAAACAGAACAAUGCAAGAGACCUCCACGUCUCUGUAGGCAGGGAUAUGCCUGCCCACAAUAUCACAAUAGCAGAGAUAAACGUAGAAGCCCACGCAAAUUUAAAUACAGAUCCACUCCGUGUCCCAACGUGAAACACGGAGAUGAGUGGGGUGAGCCUGGUAACUGUGAGAGUGGCGAUAUGUGUGGCUACUGUCACACCAGGACUGAGCAACAGUUUCACCCGGAAAUUUACAAGAGCACAAAAUGCAAUGAUGUCCAACAAGCUGGCUACUGCCCGCGUGGCGUUUUCUGCGCCUUCGCCCACGUUGAUCAGGAAAUGAGCAUAGCAAGGGAACUUGCUGCACCGUUAGAUAUAGGAACAAAUCUUGCGGAUAUUCUGUCCAGUGCUCUGCCCACUCAGAAAAGGGAUCAAAAGAGCAGCGAAUCAUCUAACGGUAGCGGCGAGGGUAGUGAAUGUGCAAGCACAAGCAGUCUUGGUUCAAAUAGUUCACAUAAUAGAGCGCCCGGGGCCCAAUUGGCCCAUAAUCGGUUGGAUAACCACAUAGGCUCGGCCAACCACUCAUUUUCACAGUUGCAUCAGCAUAACACUAUGCAGGCAGAAUUAAUAAGGAAUCAAAUUAUGGCAUUAGACAACGAUCCUCUGAUGGAUCCGGUUGAAAAGGCGCAAAGAAGACAGAGCCUGUACAUGGCACUGCAUGGCCUGAGCAAUCAAAACCUAAAUAAUAGUCAACAGCAGCAAUCGUCGUUGAUUGCAAUCUCGCCAAUGAGCAAUCAUUUCUACCCCCCUUGUGAUACCAUAGAAUCCGUUGUCGGAAACGCAUUAGAUGAUCUAAAUUUAGACGAUCCGUUAGGCCUUGUUUCAUCGUCAAUAGAUAGGGAUUUCGAUACUGAAUCACCGACGAAUCCAAUCGCAAAUCCAAUAUCGGCUAGUUUUGCCAGCUCAGGUCUUCUCGGUAGUUCGGCCCCUGUUAAUAUUCCUGGAAGUAGCAAUAAUAGUUUAUCUCAAUUCUCCCCGUCAGCAUCAUCACCACUACAUCCUCUCCAUUCAGGAUUCCUGUCGACGUCUAGGUUUUCGCAUCAGGAGCCACUUGAUUCAGCAUUCAUGCCAUCAGCGACCGCCCACCUGGCUCAACAGCUGAGCAGCAGUGCGUCGAAACUGGGGAGUUUCCAGGGCACAGGCAGUGGCCUCUAUGACUUCAGCAUGUCCCCGACCAGUCGGCCUUCUGCCCCCCUCUCACUCUCGCACUCGCCCAUGGUCCACAAUUUCUCCGUCAGUCCCUCGUUCCCUGGACAGUCUCCUGAGCUUCUAAAACUGAAAGAAGAAGUGGCAGUGAAUAACAGUAAAAUAGCGUCGUAUGAAGAACAAAUCACACAGGCAAGAGGAGCGUGCGGCGCGUGGCAGAAAGAGGCAGAGGAUGCCAAUAGGAAGGCAAACAUUGCAGAACUGCAGCGUGAUGAGGCGAUGUCUCAGGCGAAGGCGUUACAGCAAGAGGUGGACCUGUUGCAGGGAUCGCCCUACCUGCAUGGCGUCCGCAGGAUAUCAGAGCUGCGCACACUUUCUCUGUCAACGCUCAAGUCCAUCAAAGAACAGCUCAAAAGCGAUCUCGACGAAGUAGAAAAGGUAAUCUACUUGCAAACAGCUGCCAAAUGCAUGGUCUGCGAAGACAGGAACCGCACAGUGACUCUGGGACCCUGCAAUCACUACGUGCUCUGCAGCAGCUGCGCUCCUAUGGAGAAGGACUGUCCCUACUGCUAUACACCUAUCGAGGUCACUGCUCACUCCUCGCCCACCAUCUCUAAUUCACUCCAGACGUAGUCACUCAAUCAACCGACUAACGACCCCGAGUGAUAGGUUACUUCAAAGUGAUUACUUUGUAUAGUUCGACAACAGUUUUCACUGGUAGUGAUUCUACUUUCUACUUCAAAGUGAUUAAUUUUUCUAGUAACUAAUGACCCCGAGUGAUAGACUACUUUCCACUUCAAAGUGAUUACUUUUUAUAAUUCGAGAACUGUUUUCACUGGUAGUGAUUCUACUUUCUACUUCAAAGUGAUUACUUUUUCUAGUAACUAACGACCCCGAGUGAUAGAUUACUUUCCACUUCAAAGUGAUUACUUUGUAUAAUUCGAGAACCGUUUUCACUGGUAGUGAUUCUACUUUUUACUUCAAAGUGAUUACUUUUUCUAGUAACUAACGACCCCGAGUGAUAGAUUAUUUUCUACUUCAAAUACUUGUGUAAAAGAAACGAGACGUGGCCGCGCUACCUGUACCCUGAGCUAUUGUUCCAAAAAGGUUCAUCCUCUAACUCCCGACUAGCAUACUUUAUUGUCUUCUGAUUCCGCUUCAUCACCCUCAUUAGUGGCCCCGUGUGGUUUAUUGAAGGCACUUCUAGUUGGAAGCUGGUAGCACCAACUUAUCUAUAAUUUAUUUACAUUUUUUACAAAGAAACAC
Nilaparvata lugens (brown planthopper) is the source of this 3119-nucleotide messenger RNA. RefSeq names its product putative E3 ubiquitin-protein ligase UNKL (gene unk). NCBI's taxonomy places the organism in Eukaryota, Metazoa, Arthropoda, Insecta, Hemiptera, Delphacidae. The transcript has 15 exons. Gene Ontology annotation, molecular function: metal ion binding. The record is from RefSeq and is a predicted model, not a curated record. The coding region runs from base 72 to 2486 and encodes 804 amino acids.